Plasmopara halstedii is the source of this 500-nucleotide messenger RNA. RefSeq lists its product as uncharacterized. The coding region runs from base 154 to 462 and encodes 102 amino acids. Lineage: Eukaryota; Oomycota; Peronosporomycetes; Peronosporales; Peronosporaceae. The record is from RefSeq and is a predicted model, not a curated record. The transcript has a single exon.
AAAAAGCGAUGCAUAUCGCUUCGCUAGCUAUGCUCAAGGACCAGCAAGCUACGAUAUGCUGAAAGCUUGACAACAUGAAUGAUUUCCCGAAAUUAAUUGAGAUGCCAUCUUCAGCAAUGCGAUGUAUAUCAAAAAUCAAAGCUCUGGACAGUUAUGGUCUGGAUACCAGAUUUUUUGAUGAAGACUUACAAGCAAAAAAGUAGAAAUCAUGUUCAUACAGCUCAGAAGGAAGCCAGAAAUUCAACUUUCAAAAUUCAAGUCAGCACUGCACGGGCUACCAAAACUGUUUUUGACACUAAACUGAAGAAUUACAUUACAAAUCAGGAGCAUGAAGAGAAAACUAAAUCUGAGUGCAAUUUUGAUGAGUUUGUGUGCGCGAGCAAUUGUUUAUUCCGGUUUAACUUCAAGCAGAAUUGCCACGAGCUGCAAAGUCCAGCUCAUUCAACAUCUUCAUAUGCGUAAGCAUCACGACCCUUAACCUGCUUGAGUUCCUCUUUGUC